AUGGAAAAUCAGCAACAAGCAACAGCUAGUGAACUUUGCCGUGCCGGUUGUGGCUUUUUUGGAUCAGCUACUACAGAGGGACUUUGUUCUAAGUGUUAUAAGGAUUCAAUUAAACGCAAACACGAUAAUGUCCGUCUUUCUCCAUCAUCAGUGCCUCAUUCAGGAGCAUCAACGUCUGAUGCAUGUUCUUCACGAAAUGUAGAUCAUGUUGCUGAACAAAUUAGAGAAGUUGUUUCUGCAUGUCAGUCAUUAAAGUCUUCUGACAUAGCUCAAAAAUCACUUGAAAAUGUAAUAAGUCAAACAUCGGUUGUUGUUCCACAUGUAGAGAAAGUAGACCUUACAUCUGUUCAAAUUCCAUCAAGUUCUGUUUCAUCAAAACCAUCAAUAGGUAAAAUACCUUGCGACAUCCAACCACCAACUGACACUCCUGGAUCUAAGAAAACAGUAAAUCGUUGUGGAAUGUGUAAGAAGAAAGUUGGUUUGACUGGAUUUACAUGUAGAUGUGGUGGACUUUAUUGUAGUACACAUAGAUAUGAUUCUGCUCACGAUUGUUCAUUUGACUAUAGGACUACUGAACGUGAACAAAUUGCAAAGAACAACCCAACAAUUGGAUUCAAUAAAAUUGAACGCAUCUGA
Strongyloides ratti is the source of this 636-nucleotide messenger RNA. Its product is annotated as Zinc finger, AN1-type domain and Zinc finger, A20-type domain-containing protein. The transcript is spliced from 2 exons. The record is from RefSeq and is a predicted model, not a curated record. Bases 1 to 636 code for a protein of 211 amino acids. Gene Ontology annotation, molecular function: zinc ion binding; DNA binding. Lineage: Eukaryota; Metazoa; Nematoda; Chromadorea; Rhabditida; Strongyloididae.